Molecule: messenger RNA, 1243 nt
Organism: Rubroshorea leprosula
Lineage: Eukaryota; Viridiplantae; Streptophyta; Magnoliopsida; Malvales; Dipterocarpaceae
Source: the annotation of a GenBank genome assembly
AAGUAAUAUAAUUUAGCUCUCUUAUUCUAUAGUAUGCCAUUAGAAAUUGCUUUGAUUAUAUGUAUUCGCCUUGCUGCCUUGGCUUAGUUCAAGAAAAGUGCAUUCUGAGGCCAUCAGGUGUGCCUCAAAUGGAAAGGCGCAGUCCCCUUGCACCUUUCGUGCCUUAUAUUAGUGUGUGCCUGUGCUUUGCCCUUGUGCAUUGGCUCUUGCCUACAAGACCCUUUAAGUGUCUAGGUGUGCCUAGUGCAUGUUAAGGCUUAACUGAUUAGUUUCCUGAAAGGUAAAUGGGGAUGGAAUAGUAUUUCACUCUUGAUUGAACCAAUUGGAAUGUGGCUGUGAGUUCUUGCCCAUAUUUGAUGUAUGUUGAAUGGUUUUUCCAUAACUUUUUAAUUCUUAAAUGUUGGAAUGAUUGUCCUUCUAUUUUAGAAGUAUCCCUCUUUUUCGUCAACUUAUCUUAGAAUCUUUUUCAACUUUUGAAUUCUUAAAUGUUUGGUAUUGUAAAAUCAUGAAAUUCUUGUGCCAGCUUAUCUUAGUAAAUUUGAAUCUUUAGAGCCACUUUGAUCAUGCUAUGUCUAUGUCUUUCAUUGCUAUUCAAUUUUCUGUUUUAACACGGUAUUCACUUUCCUGUAUUCAGCAAAUAGCAGAUGGUUGUUUAAUAUGGGAGGGGUGGUCUAGCAAAUUAUCUUGGAAGGGCCAGAGGGUUAGUUUGUUAUAAUGAAGGUUAAGGCAGGAUCGUCAAUGAUGGUUUGUGACUUGUGAGCCAUUUUCUAAAGACCUAUAGACGGAUUACAGUGGGCCAUUUUCACAGAUUCUGUUGAGCCAUUGCCUUAAUGGAGAUGAUUUUUGCUUGAUGUGUGGAGCUCUAGAAAUAAAUGUGAAAUUUUGUAAUUUUAGGUCUCCCUUUUUUUGUUUUGUUGUGUUUUAUUAUUUUCUAAGUUUGUAAAUGGCCAUUAUUAAUUUUCUAAAAGUAGUAUAUCAAAAAUACCAAGUGUAUAAAGUUGGAAUACUCAUCCUUUGUUUGGUGAGGCGGGAUGGCUAAAAACAAUGGUAUGGUGAGCUGGAAUUACUCCAGGCAGUCUUGGAUGUAAUUGAGUCUGCAAAUUGAAGGAGACUAAGAGUCCGUUUGGUUGGCCGGAAAUUAGAUUUCGGGGGACCUCACUGUAUAAAGUUCACCAUUAUUUGUGACUUUGUCCCUGGAAGUUCCAAUUUUUCUUGGUUUUUUUAAUAAAAAUUUAUUUGAAAU